Messenger RNA from Dermacentor andersoni, 712 nucleotides. RefSeq lists its product as uncharacterized. The record is from RefSeq and is a predicted model, not a curated record. NCBI's taxonomy places the organism in Eukaryota, Metazoa, Arthropoda, Arachnida, Ixodida, Ixodidae. Gene Ontology annotation, biological process: choline metabolic process; acetylcholine catabolic process. Gene Ontology annotation, molecular function: acetylcholinesterase activity. Gene Ontology annotation, cellular component: plasma membrane.
GCGAGCACGCUUGAUGGUACGAGGCUCACAGUCAGCAAGACGGCCGAACGGCACUCUCGCAGGGCCAGCAAGCCGCGCUCGCCGACGCUAGACGCCAUGGCGGCGGCCGAGGUAACCCGCGACAAGACUCAGGACUCGACGAAGUCCACCGUCGCUAAGAGCACGCAGAUGCGGUCGGCUCAGGCACAGAGCUUCUGGAGCAUGUACUCUUCCGUCGCGGCGCACAUAAAUCCAACGCGCUACAUCACGGUGGCCGAUCUGGCGUGUGCGGUGGCCACCGUCCUGGCCAUUGCGGUGCUCAUCCUGAGCCUCACCAUGUUCGUCAGCAGGCCCCCCAAUUCCGGCGUGGAGAACGUGGUCGUGAGCGGUCGAUUCGGUCGCGUCCAGGGACUCAGUCACAAGGUGUUCGGCUACAUGGACGUGUACGCCUUCCUUGGCGUGCCGUACGCCCACCCGCCUGUCGGAGAGCUGCGAUUCCGGCGUACCUUCACGGACUACAGCGUCGAUGUCAGACGGGUGUGCUUGCCUUGAGUGAAACUCUAUCUCGCUCUAGUGUAGAAUAAAGCCAUGUCCCAGUUUAAAAAGCGACAGCAAAGAAUACGGAGUUUCAGAAAUGGCAGACGCAAGCUGCUUGGCGUAAGCAAGAACAGCGUUAGCGGCAGUGCGACACACGCAGAAUCCAAACUAGCCAAACUCGCGUUGCUUUUUUUUU